Aspergillus melleus is the source of this 3839-nucleotide messenger RNA. RefSeq names its product putative membrane bound cation transporter. Bases 260 to 2485 code for a protein of 741 amino acids. The transcript has 10 exons. Gene Ontology annotation, molecular function: calcium:proton antiporter activity. Gene Ontology annotation, biological process: intracellular calcium ion homeostasis; calcium ion transmembrane transport. The record is from RefSeq and is a predicted model, not a curated record. NCBI's taxonomy places the organism in Eukaryota, Fungi, Ascomycota, Eurotiomycetes, Eurotiales, Aspergillaceae. Gene Ontology annotation, cellular component: fungal-type vacuole membrane.
ACCAAGGAUCCUGCCAAGCGCCUUUAUAAAUCGGCCAACUCGCUCUCGCCCCCAUCUCCGCGCCCUAGGCUCUAUCUCCGAAGCUUGACUUGCUUCUUCUAUAUUCUCUUGUGACCUGUCCAAGAUAUCCAUCUCGCCGUCUAUCUCGCGUUCCUUACAGAGUACAACCUACCCCCUUUUCUUGUUGUUUAGAAACUAUUGAGAGAUCCGUUACCUCUGCGCUCCCAAUAAAUAUCUCCAGACUUUUGUUCUGAAAUACAUGCACCGGAUUCGUUCGUGGGCGAAAGCUCACGCGUCUAAUGGCAGUACAACAACUCCCACCCCAACUGGCGAACCCGACGCCAACCCCCCCGACGAAGAAGCUAGUCCGGCCUCGCAGCAAAAUGGGCAAGUGAACUCGGGUGCUCAGGGCCCGGCAAGUCCGGAGUCGAAUAGUGAACAUGAUGGAGAAAUCUCCAAACCGGGACUUUGGGUCCGGAUGAAGAAUGGCAGUGUCCGGUUCUGCAAACAUACCAAGACCGCUUUGUGCCACAGCUGGGUCAAUAUCCUGCUGCUGUUUGUGCCUGCCGGUAUUGCGGUCGAAGCCGCGGGCUUGAACCCUGCCGUUAUCUUUGCCAUGAAUGCGGUUGCCAUCAUCCCUUUGGCUGGGUUGUUGAGUCACGCUACCGAGUGUGUGGCUAGCCGCUUGGGAGAUACCGUGGGCGCACUGAUCAACGUGACGUUCGGAAAUGCGGUGGAGUUAAUUAUUUUCAUCAUCGCUCUUGUUAAGAAUGAGAUCCGAAUCGUUCAGGCGUCCCUGCUGGGCUCCAUUCUGGCAAACCUACUGCUCAUUCUGGGCAUGGCAUUUCUCCUGGGAGGUCUCCGCUUUCAGGAGCAGAUUUACAACAGUACCGUCACCCAAAUGAGUGCCUGUCUUCUCAGUUUGAGCGUGAUGAGUUUGCUCCUACCAACCGCGUUCCACGCUUCCUGGUCCGACAAUAUCAACGCCGAUAAAUACACUCUUAAAGUUAGCCGUGGAACAAGUGUCGUCUUGCUCCUCGUGUACAUCCUGUACAUUAUCUUCCAGCUGAAGUCCCAUGCAUAUCUCUAUGCCAGCAUUCCACAGCAGAUUAUUGAUGAGGAGUCUCAUCCGGGUGUGUUGGCUGAGUUCAUGAACUCAUCCGACUCGUCGAGCAGCUCAUCUGAUGAAUCUGUCGACACGACUACAUCAUGGUCGACUGCUAAACGGAUCAAGAGGGCUAUGAAAUAUCGACGACGUCGCAAGUCGAGUACUAGCUCCAAGGACACGAAUUCGCCCCAAUCCUUGCGCAACAACUCGCUGGUUGAAAUGCGAAGCGGGGGAACAAGCGACCGCAUCGGCUCAGUCGUCGACUCGAUGUCCAGUCAUACGGAUGAGAAAGGUUCCCAGCCAUCGAACAACGCACCUGACGGCUACGAAGCAGACAACGAUGGCCACCGAUUUAACGCACCCCAAUCGAGAGAUUUCGGUCAAGACGUCGGUCGCGUCAAGACUUCGAAACGGGAAGCUAAAAGCAAGAAGCGUCACAAUAAGGAAAAGAAGAAGAAACUACUCCAGGAACCGGAAAAGCAGGAGGCCAUCGUGGACAGCAACCCUGUCCCUAAGCGGCCGGAGCUGAAGUCUUACAUGUCAUCGCCUGUCGCCCGCUUUGAACCUAACCCUGUCGAUGCCCUGCAGGUGGAUGCAAACGACCUCCCGAAAAGACGAUCUCCGUUCCGUCCACCCUUCCCUUCGUUGCUUUCCAAUACGGUUUUUUCGAGCUCGACAGGUCCCAAUGGCGUCCCGCAGGCAGGUCCUUCCGGCAAUGAAACCGGUCUGCGCCGCACCAGCUCACUUCCCAGCCGCAUGAACCGCCAGCCUCCCGUCGGCAACGCGGUCCAGUUUGCUCGAGGAGCGGCACGCAUGCCCACGGCCGUCAAUCCGGUGACUACUGAAACGGCGCCUCCCCAACAUCAGCCGGUAAUGUCACGUACGGCAGCUGUAGUCAUGCUACUGGUAUCCACAGGACUGGUGGCAGUGUGUGCCGAAUUCUUAGUCGACGCCAUUCCGUUGAUGGUUGAAAGCUCCAGCGUCAGCGAGGCCUUCAUUGGUCUGAUCAUCCUGCCCAUCGUCGGCAAUGCGGCAGAACACGUGACUGCCGUGAGCGUGGCCACGAAGAACAAGAUGGAUCUGUCUAUUGGCGUGUCUGUGGGAAGUAGUAUACAAAUCGCCAUCUUUGUCACGCCUCUCGUGGUCAUUCUGGGCUGGUGUAUGGAUAAGGACAUGUCGUUAUACUUCACGCUCUUCGAGACCAUCUGCCUUUUCGUCACGGCCUUUGUGGUCAAUUUCCUGGUCUUGGACGGUCGCAGCAACUAUCUCGAGGGAGCUUUGCUAAUUGCCGCCUAUGUGAUUAUCGCAGUGGGUGCUUUCUUCUACCCUGGCAACGACCAGUCCAGCGACAUUGGCCGCGCUGGAAAUAAUUACUGAUUUCGGUUGAAGGCCAAGUGUCCUGAUCUUCAUCUGCCCCUUUUUCGUUGUAUUUGUCUUGUAAUAUUGCACUUUGAUGUGCUCAGUACAGUCAAGACAUGACGGAACCAUGUGGGGCGAUGAGAUGGGGAGUUAUCCUCUUGUCACUCGGCCAAGUCACUUACGAAUGGGUCCUAGUUGCGAUGAAAAUCGAGAGCAUGUAUUUGAGAUUGAGGGAUGUUUUGUUUUCUUAACUGUGUUGCCUAGACGCUACGUUACAGAUUUAGAUAGUCUCACAUCAUCCUGCCUGAUCGAGGCAUGUUCAUCACCCAUCGUCUUCCUGAAUUUGCUCAUGCGGGGACCGGUUCUGGAAUAGCGGAGGUCAUUUUCAUUCCCAGUGUAGUCAGGAUCCACACCUGUAGUAACUAUUAAUAUUAAUUAUUGUGAUACCAUUUCCUUACCGUCAGGAACUCAGGAAGGUUCCGGAAUCGUCGAGGUGUGGCUGCUGCCGGAGUCGAUGGGCUCCGCGGGCCACCGCCACAGCCACUCGCCGCGACACACGUGGCUAGUCCGUCUACGGGAUCUAGGGAAUAAUCCCAACAUGAUAACUCGGACAUCGUGUGAUGCAUAUUGCAGAGUGAGUCAAUGGUAUUGACACAGGACUUAUCGGCGUACAGGCAAUGACCAGAGUCGCAAUUUUGACGUAGUUUUGUUUUCCUGUCUUUGUUGAUUUUGAAAUAAUAGGAGACAGUUCAGAUUGACAGAUUACGGAGUCGCCGUAGGGAGAAUCCUCGCUUGGCAGGCUGUGGCUGGUAGGCAGCAAGGUGAGGCUUGAUGGAUCACCCACCGCCAAUCAGGCCGGACAGCGGUGCACCGGUGUGGCGCAGUCCGGUGCCGAUGACUCCCUCGCGUCGUUCCGAUUGGUCCGACAAUCUCCGGGCGCUGCCGCUCUGUGGCGCCAAGCGGGCAAAUGGAUACCUGACGGAACAUGCUGCCUUAUUAUAGCAGCAACUCUUACUGUACUCGGUCUAGAAUGAGGGGGGUGAACGACUCAUCUUGCCCCUAAUCUCUAUGAGUCUGAUGGAUUAUGAGUUAUGACUGGGCUAGUAUCCCUAACGAGGUGGGGUGGAUUUGGGACCAGACAAGUCAUAUUGCAUUGACAGUCACAACAGGUAACUAUUUAUGUCUGUCCUGCCGACGGGGGAGGGGAGUGCAUCGCUGCCCGCUGGCCUGCACAGUUUCGAGUCUGACCAACGUCAGGUGAAUUGCGGGCGAGCAUUUCCCUGAGUUUCAAACUGACUGCCAUCGGGUUCAACUAAGCGCUGGCUUACGGACCUUACCCCUGUUUUUGUCUCUCCCGCUGGCUUGAGCGGCA